AUGGAAGUGCCUGCCCGACUCAAGGCCCGUCUCCUCCACGCUGGGGAUGGAGUGGCCGUGCUGCGUUCUCAUCUCACCAAGGCUGACAAGCCCAUAAAAGUCGUCACAGACCAUCUAGACACCAUUGCCCAGUGUGGGUGUCACUCUGCACACCAUCCAGGGGCAGUGGAGACAGACCCUGCUGCAGCAGCAGGCCCUGAGUGCACAGUGCAGGGGAAGACCCAGGCCAGAGACACCGAGCGAGACCGAGGAACCCCGGGCCAGCCUCGAGGGCGCACCCGAAUCCCCCUCUCCUCACAGACCCCAGAGAGCAGCAUGAAGCCAGAAACAGCUGGGGGCCGCGUGCUCCUCCUCCUGCUGCUGGCCGCGGUGCUGACGGGAACCCGCGCUGAUCCUGUGCCCAGGGCGACCAGGCUCCCACCAGAUGCCAAGGAUUGCCACAGAGCCCGGUUCAAGUCUCUGUCCCCGCAAGUGCUGCAGGCCUUCAGGAAGGCCAAGAAUGCCAUAGAGGAGUGGCUGCGCAAGAAGGAUGUGAGCUGCAGCGCCCGCCUCUUCCCCAGGGCCUGGGACCUGCAGCAGCUGCAGGUCCAGGAGCGCCCCAGGGCCUUGCAGGCUGAGCUGGCCCUGACACUGAAGGUCCUAGAGAACAUGACUGACUCAGCCCUGGUCCCCAUCCUGGACCAGCCUCUUCACACCCUGCGCCACAUCCACUCACAGCUGCAGGCCUGUACGCAGCCUCAGCCCACAGCAGAGCCCAGGCCUGUGAGCCGCCGCCUCUCACGCUGGCUGCACAGACUCCAGGAGGCCCAGAGGAAGGAGACCCCCGGCUGCCUGGAGGACUCUGUCACUUCCAACCUCUUCCGCCUGCUCAUCCGGGACCUGAAGUGUGUGGCCAGCGGAGAUCAGUGUGCCUGA
Molecule: messenger RNA, 915 nt
Organism: Peromyscus leucopus (white-footed mouse)
Lineage: Eukaryota; Metazoa; Chordata; Mammalia; Rodentia; Cricetidae
Product: interferon lambda-2-like
Exons: 8
Coding region: 1-915 (304 amino acids)
Biological process (GO): positive regulation of immune response; innate immune response; defense response to virus
Molecular function (GO): cytokine activity
Source: RefSeq, a predicted model, not a curated record